Molecule: messenger RNA, 1449 nt
Organism: Aspergillus melleus
Lineage: Eukaryota; Fungi; Ascomycota; Eurotiomycetes; Eurotiales; Aspergillaceae
Exons: 4
Coding region: 1-1449 (482 amino acids)
Source: RefSeq, a predicted model, not a curated record
AUGGCAUCAGCUCACCCCGAAGGAGAAGUCUAUUUCCGACGCUCAAACCUCGCAUUCGGAAAUACCUGGACAGCGGAGCGCCCCGAGCACUUCUACACCCACUGCUUAAUCGAAUGGGUGUCUAACGAGCCCAUGGGUCGGAACUCCGGCAGCGCCCCAAACCACGCAACUAAUCCACGGUCGACAUAUCUCCGCCAGAAAGGACCCGGUUUGUUCUAUAAUGUCUGGUUUGGCUUCUGGACUCAUCUUCCUGUGAGCCUUGGGGAGCGGAAUAGGAUUCGGCGUGUCGUGCAGAUUCCACUCGAAACCAAUGUGGCGAGGUUUAAGGAUCGGGAUAAUGGGGCUGCGCAGACGGUCUGGGUGCAUCCUUGCCCAUUGCCAAAUGACGAGGAGAAGUGGCUGUGGAUUGAUCUGAUUGCUCCCAUUCGAGCCAUCUAUCUCCCCCUUUCGCAACGUGCGGAUGAGGAAUUCCCCCAUCUCUGUACAUACGUACAGGUGAAUUUCUACCAGCAAGGGCGUCGAGAUGUGUGGCGUCUGCCUGGCAACAGAUUUGCCGCUCACCAAUUCACCCCUCAAGGCGGAGUAGGAUUCCUUAAUAACCAUACCAUGGGGGUCAACGUUCCAGAAUGCAUCAAACUCCUCGCCCUCCCACCCAAACUCCGCACCACCAACAUCUGGCAGGAAAAGCUCAUCGUGAUCGGCAGCUAUAACAUGUUGAGCGGCACAAACCCACUGCUGAGUCAACUGCGAACCUUCGACUUCAUCGACUUCAUCAACGCCAAUUUCGCAGUCGAUGUCAUCUGGAAGCCUGUGCCGCCUCAGAACUCGUUUAUUCGUGACCUCAUCGGCACUGUCAUCGCAGCUGGCUUGGGCUGCGUGCCUGGUGUCGGCCCCCUGUUGUCGGCGGGCUUUUCGGUAGCGUGGCAGGCCGUCACGGAUCCGGAUGGGUUCAGAGACUGGGCGAAUAAUGGAGGCUGGGCGUUGACGGUGAUUGAGACUGUUAUUGGUAGUGCGGACUCUAUGCGUGGAUACGUCCAUCCUAGAUGGCAAGGUAGUUAUGAUGUUAAUCCUCGGGCUAUUGAAGGAAGUUCUGGAGCAGAAGAAGACCGGGAGAAAGCAUCUCAGGGAGCCGAACUUGGAGUCGAGGGUGGAGGCGAGAGGGAGAAGGACAAGGAAGAGACUGAGGAUUUGGAGAAUGUCGGGCCCUCGGAGCUUCUUCUGCAUGGACUUCGGAUCAUGGCGUUCUCGGCGAGAAGUUCGAGGUCACGCCAAGAUGGUCCGCUCCACACACCUAUUCUUCUUCGUGCUGUUGAGGCUGGGACAUUGAGUAUUCCCGAAGCACUUGCCGUGGAACGCGGGCUCGAAGCAGUACCGGAGAAUGACCCCGAGGAACCUGACGAUCCGGAAGGAAGGGAGCUUGAGCAACAGGAAGCAGAGGAUCAUAGUUGA